Messenger RNA from Saccostrea cuccullata (small rock oyster), 516 nucleotides. RefSeq lists its product as uncharacterized. The record is from RefSeq and is a predicted model, not a curated record. NCBI's taxonomy places the organism in Eukaryota, Metazoa, Mollusca, Bivalvia, Ostreida, Ostreidae. The transcript is spliced from 2 exons. The coding region runs from base 1 to 516 and encodes 171 amino acids.
AUGCAGAGUGACGGUCUGAAUAGAGAUGAUUGCAUAGACGGCCGCUGGUAUAAAACAUAUAGCUGGUUGCCAAACGACGUAUUUACAGGCGGACAAGAAGCAGACGGCAAAACACUUUACGUAGUCUGCGCCUACAUUGGUGGCGUCUUUACACCUGGAAAAUUCGGGAUGCAUUUUAAUAGUGGAGCCUGUAUUCCGUACGAUGGUGAAGAAAGGAUUUGCCCAAGUUUUUACCAUCUGUGCAAUAAGAAUUCUAAUAAAUGGAUGUAUAGCUGGGAGCGCGCCUCCAACGGAAACGUCCCUCAUAACGCUCUAAGGGUGGAUGAGGGGCUGUACGUGGGUCGAGUCCACUACGCGGGGAGUCUUAUUCCAUGUAAAGUUCACACAACGGAUGGAUGUGCUUAUUUUGGUUAUGCUGGGAAAGAACACAAAGCCAAGAGGUAUGAGGUGCUCCUCUCCACAUUGAAGUCUGGUCAGGCAGAGGAGGGGGAAGGGCAGAAAGAGGCCAAGGAAUAG